Molecule: messenger RNA, 3021 nt
Organism: Purpureocillium lilacinum
Lineage: Eukaryota; Fungi; Ascomycota; Sordariomycetes; Hypocreales; Ophiocordycipitaceae
Product: mitochondrial presequence protease
Biological process (GO): protein processing
Cellular component (GO): mitochondrial matrix
Molecular function (GO): metal ion binding; metalloendopeptidase activity
Source: RefSeq, a predicted model, not a curated record
AUGCUUCGCAACGCAGCCAACGCGGCUCGCAAGGCCGUCACCGAGCUGUCGCAGUAUCCGAAGCCCGGCGACAAGCUGCACGGCUUCACGCUUGUCCGCUCCAAGCACGUGCCCGAGCUCGAGCUGACCGCCCUGCAUCUGCAACACGACAAGACGGGCGCCGACUACCUGCACAUCGCACGCGACGACAGCAACAAUGUCUUCUCCAUCGGCUUCAAGACGAACCCUCCCGAUGCUACCGGCGUGCCGCACAUCCUCGAGCACACGACGCUAUGCGGCAGCGACAAGUACCCGAUCCGCGACCCGUUCUUCAAGAUGCUGCCGCGCACAUUGUCCAACUUCAUGAACGCCUUCACGGCCUCGGACCAUACCUUUUACCCGUUCGCGACGACCAACGCCCAAGACUUCAAGAACCUCAUGUCUGUCUACCUCGACUCGACCUUGCAUCCGCUGCUCAAGCAGUCCGAUUUCACGCAAGAAGGGUGGAGGAUCGGCCCAGAAAACCCCAACGGCGAGACGGAAGAGAGCAAGAAGCUUGUUUUCAAGGGUGUCGUCUACAACGAGAUGAAGGGCCAAAUGUCCGACGCCGGCUAUCUCUACUACAUCCGCUUCCAGGACCAGAUCUUCCCCGACAUCAACAACUCGGGCGGCGACCCCCAGAAGAUUACCGACCUUACAUACGAGCAGCUCAAGGACUUCCAUGCCCAACACUAUCACCCGAGCAAUGCCAAGCUCUUCACGUACGGAGACAUGCCGUUGGCAGACCACUUGCAGGAGGUUGAUGCCAGGCUACAAGCGUUCGACAGAAUACAGGCGGAUCGUCAGAUCCACGAGCCGAUUGAGUUGAAGGGGCCAAAGGACGUCACCCUCUAUGGCCCCCAAGACCCUCUCGUCGACGCCGAUCGGCAGUACAAGACAUCCGUGUCCUGGAUUACGGGCGACACGACGGACGUGCUGGAGUCCUUUUCCAUUGCCCUCCUGUCAACCCUCUUGAUGGAUGGUUAUGGUUCUCCGCUUUACCGCGGUUUGAUUGAGGCAGGCAUGGGUUUCGACUUCAGCCCCAACGCAGGCUACGACUCUUCGGCGAAGCGGGGCAUCUUCUCCAUCGGCCUCACUGGCGUUCAAGAAGCGGACGUGCCGAAGCUCAAGGGCAAGAUCCAAGAGAUCCUGCGCCAAGCGCGGGAGACCGGAUUCGAGCAGACCAAGAUCGAUGGCGCCCUGCAUCAGCUCGAGCUGUCCCUCAAGCACAAGACGGCCAACUUUGGCUUCUCCAUGCUCAACAGACUCAAGCCAAGAUGGUUCAACGGCACCGAUCCGUUUGACUCACUUGCUUGGAGCGACACGAUCAACGGCUUCCAGGCCCGGCUCGCUCAGGGAGGCUACCUCGAGGGCCUCAUUGACAAGUACCUGCUCAACGACAACGCUCUGACCUUUACCAUGGCGCCGUCGCCCACAUUUGCUGAAGAGCUGGCCAAGGAGGAGCAGACCCGCCUGUCAGACAAGAUCAGCGAAGCCGUUGCACGGGCCGGUGGCGAGGAGCAUGCCCGGAAGCAGUUUGAGCAGCAGGAGCAGGAUCUCCUGGUGGAACAGAACAAGACCAACACCGAGGACCUCGGCUGUCUUCCCACCGUACACGUCAAGGACAUUCCUCGGUCGAUUGAUCCGGUGGUCGUCCGGGACCAGGUGCUCGCCGGAACGCCGAUACAAUGGCAUGAAGCGCCCACCAAUGGCCUCACUUACUUCCGCGCCAUCAAUACUCUCGAGAACCUGCCCGAUGACCUCCGGGAGCUCAUACCCUUGUUCACCGACAGCAUCAUGCGCCUCGGCACCAAGGACAUGACGAUGGAGCAGCUCGAAGACCUCAUCAAGCUCAAGACGGGUGGUGUUUCCGUCGGCUACCACUCGAUCCCAUCUCCGACCGACUUCCAUCAGUCCAGCGAAGGCAUCAUCUUCACAGGCAUGGCUCUGGACAGGAACGUGCCUGUCAUGUACGACAUCCUGCGCAAGCUGGUACUCGAGACCAACUUUGACAGCCCUGAAGCUGCUCUACGGAUCCGACAGCUGCUGCAGGCGUCGGCCGACGGCGUGGUCAACGACAUUGCGUCAUCUGGCCACCGAUUCGCCGUGGGCUACUCAGAGUCCAGCUUGACGCGCAGCGCGUGGUUGCGUCAACAAGUCGCAGGUCUGUCGCAGGUCAAGCUGGUGACGAGGCUUGCCGGCCGCCCGGAGACGGAUGCGCUAGAGGAUGUCAUUGGCAAACUCAAGCAGAUCCAAAAGUUUGCUCUGGCAAGCGACAAGAUGCGCACGGCUAUUACUUGCGGCUCGGAGAGCGUGCAGGACAACUCUGCGUCGUUGCAGAAGUUCAUGGGAAACCUACCCAGUGGGCUGAGCGGACUCGAGAACGCGGCGCCCCGGCAGAUGCCCAAGGACAGCAAGACCUUCUUCCCCCUCCCUUACCAGGUUUACUAUGGAGGCCUGUCCGUACCGACCGUGUCGUACACUUCCCCGCAAGGGGCGCCCCUCCAGAUCCUCUCACAGCUCCUGACGCACAAGCACCUGCACCACGAGAUCCGCGAAAAGGGCGGUGCAUAUGGAGGCGGGGCGCUGUGCAAGCCGCUUGAUGGUCUCUUCGGCUUCUACUCGUACCGCGACCCUAACCCGCAAAACACGCUGGGAAUAAUGCGAAAUGCGGGUCGUUGGGCGGUCAACAAGGAGUGGACGGACCGAGACCUCGAAGAAGCCAAGAUCUCCGUCUUUCAGAGCGUGGACGCACCCAAGGCGGUGAACCAGGAGGGCAUGGCGAGAUUCCUGUCAGGCAUCACCGAGGAGAUGAAGCAGAAGAAGCGCCAGCAGCUCCUGGACGUGACCAAGGAGCAAGUGCGGGAGGCGGCGCAAAAGUACCUCGUGGAAACGGUCGAGAAAGGGGAAGACCGCGUGGCUUUCCUGGGCGAGAAGCAGCCCUGGGUGGACGGCUCGUGGCGGCUGGAGGAGAUGAACGUCCCGGGCGCCGCCGCCGAGUAA